GCCGCAGCUCCGCCAGCCAACUUUUCCUCCUCUACAUCUGCCGCAGGCAGCAGGAACUGCACUCCGGUAAAAAUGGAAAUCCCGCCGACCCACUAUGCAGCCGCCAGAGCGGCCUCUGUGGCAGAAAACUGCAUCAACUACCAGCAGGGGACCCCCCAUAAGGUGUUUCUGGUGCAGAGGGUGGAACAGGCCAGCAAGGAGGAUAUUCCAGGAAGUGGACAGAAGUAUUACCUUAAAUUUUCUGUGGAAGAAACUAUCCAAAAACAAAUUACAGUGAACUGCACAGCUGAAGUUCUUUACCCACCAAUGGGACAAAAUACUGCACCAGAAGUCAACUUUACAUUUGAAGGAGAAAUUGGCAAGAACCCUGAUGAAGAAGAUAACACAUUUUAUCAAAGACUCAAAUCCACAAAGGAACCACUAGAAGCACAAAAUAUUCCAGACAAUUUUGGAAAUGUAUCUCCACAAAUGAAACCAGUGCAACACUUAGCCUGGGUUGCCUGUGGUUAUAUAAUAUGGCAGAAUUCAACUGAAAACACAUGGUAUAAAAUGGCGAAAAUUCAAACUGUCAAGCAAGUGCAAAGAAAUGAUGACUUUAUUGAGUUAGACUAUACCAUUCUACUUCAUGACAUUGCAUCACAGGAGGUUAUUCCUUGGCAAAUGCAAGUUCUUUGGCAUCCACAAUAUGGUACAAAAGUAAAGCAUAAUAGCCGUCUCGCAAAGGAAGUACAACCUGAAUAAACAAAGACCUUAACACUGAGAUGAAAUGUAAACAUUCCUGUUAAUGUGUAGGCUAGUCCUCAUUGGAAUCUAAAAGACCAAACAAAUCCCAAAGUGUCACUUUGUAUCAUGUCUUAAUUACAGUACAGAAAUAAGUGUUACUACUUAAAAAUGAAUUUAUAACAGUAAUAGUGUUAUGCAUAUCCCAUAAUAAAAAGUUUCAAUUUCAUCCAUGUAAUUA
Molecule: messenger RNA, 961 nt
Organism: Castor canadensis (American beaver)
Lineage: Eukaryota; Metazoa; Chordata; Mammalia; Rodentia; Castoridae
Gene: Lxn
Product: latexin
Molecular function (GO): metalloendopeptidase inhibitor activity
Source: RefSeq, a predicted model, not a curated record